AUUAUUUUUUUUUGACAAAUUUAUAAAUCUUCAUUUCAAAAUUCCUAAAACUUGAAACACCAGCAUCAAAUUUCCCUCUACUCAACAACUUUUGCCAAAAAUCAAAACACAAGACAUCAACAAACAGAAUCAGAUCAGAGACUGUGUGUGAAGUGAAUAACUGCAUCUUCAGCUUGACUCAGAUCCAACCAUAACCAACUCGAACGAGUCACCGAGUUAUACCUCAACUCGUCCAAUGCCAUCACCGUAAUCGAUAAUGCAAACCGCAUCUUCUUCUUCGGCAUCGCCGGAAGCGAUUCUCGAAUGGCUUCACAAGGAAAUGGGAUACCGACCACUCGGUCAGUACGCCGCCGCCGGGAAGUCACAUUCGCCGUCAGUUGAAUCGAUCCGGAAGGUUUGUCGUGGGAACAUGAUUCCGGUUUGGAAUUUUCUCGUCACGCGUGCUAAGUCUGAGAAGACGGUGAGGAAUGUUCGAAGGAAUAUUACUGUUCAUGGUGAUGGAGAUGGUGUAGGGAGGAAGAAGGAGAAGAUGAUGGCUGGGGAGGGGUCUGGUUCGGUGGAGACGAGAGAGGCCGCGUUGAUGGAGAGGGAUUUGGCGGCGAAGGAGGUGGAGAGGUUGAGGAAUGUUGUGAGGAGACAGAGGAAGGAUUUGAAGGCGAGGAUGCUCGAGGUUUCGAGAGAGGAGGCGGAGAGGAAGAGGAUGCUUGAUGAACGAGCAAAUUACAGGCAUAAGCAAGUGAUGUUGGAGGCCUAUGAUCGGCAAUGUGAUGAAGCUUCAAGAAUAUUUGCUGAAUAUCACAAACGUCUCUGUUACUAUAUAAAUCAAGCGAGGGAUGCUCAAAGAUCAGGUGUGGAUUCUUCCGUUGAAAUGGUAAAUAGUUUUAGUGCCAAAAAUGAGAAGGAAUCUGUUUAUUCUACUGUCAAGAGCAGUAAAUCUGCAGAUGAUGUCAUUGUCAUAGAAACCACAAGGGAAAAGAAUAUCAGACAGGCUUGUGAAGCUCUUGUAGCUUACAUGGUUGAAAAAAUACAGAGUUCUUUUCCUGCUUAUGAAGGAAACGGUGUUCUUUCAAAUCCUCAGGCAGAAGCAGCGAAGUUGGGGUUUGAUUUUGAUGGGCAAAUUCCGGAUGAGGUUAGAACAGUUAUUGUGAAUUGCCUAAAGAGUCCUCCUCUAUUGCUUCAGGCAAUUACCGCAUACACUUCUCACUUGAAAAGUCUAAUUUCCAGAGAAAUUGAGAAAAUUGAUGUUAGAGCUGAUGCAGAGAUCUUGAGGUACAAAUAUGAAAAUAACAUAGUUAUGGAUGUUUCGUCUUCUGAUGGGAGCUCUCCUCUACAGUAUCCACUUUAUGGAAAUGGAAAACUUGGGGUUGAUGUGCCUCCAGGAGGAAGUCAAAAUCAGCUCCUUGAAAGACAGAAAGCUCAUGUUCAGCAGUUUUUGGCUACUGAAGAUGCACUAAACAAUGCUGCAGAAGCAAGGGACUUGAGUGAAAAACUUAUGAAACGUCUGCAUGGAGGCACUGAUGUUACUUCUCGUUCAAUUGGGAUUGGAAAUGCAUCUCAGAAUGUUGGAAGUCUUAGGCAACUUCAGCUAGAUGUUUGGGCAAAGGAAAGAGAAGUUGCUGGUUUAAAAGCAAGUUUAAAUACCUUGAUGUCUGAAAUACAGCGCUUGAAUACGUUAUGUGCCGAAAGGAAAGAAGCCGAAGAUUCUCUUAAGAAAAAGUGGAAAAAGAUUGAGGAGUUUGAUGCUCGUAGAUCAGAACUUGAAUCUAUAUACACGGCACUUCUUAAAGCAAAUACGGAUGCUGCUUCAUUUUGGAGUCAGCAACCAUCAACUGCAAAGGAGUAUGCUUUAACCACUAUAAUUCCAGCAUGUUCUGCUGUUGUUGAGACUUCAAAUAGCGCAAAGGAUCUUAUUGAGAAAGAAGUGUCUGCCUUUUAUCGGAGUCCAGAUAAUAGCCUCUACAUGCUUCCUUCUUCACCACAGGCACUGCUUGAGGCCAUCGGGUCCGGUGGAUCAUCUGGACAGGAAGCAGUUGCAAAUGCAGAAAUAAGUGCGGCUAUUUUGACAGCAAAAGCUGGUGCUCGGGAUCCAUCGGCAAUUCCAUCAAUAUGUCGUGUUUCAGCUGCACUUCAGUAUGCUGCUGGCUUGGAGGGUUCUGAUGCUGGUCUAGCAUCCAUACUGGAGUCCCUGGAGUUUUGUUUGAAACUCCGUGGUUCAGAAGCUAGUGUGUUGGAAGAUUUAUUAAAGGCUAUUAAUCUUGUCCAUAUUAGACGAGAUCUUGUUCAAAGUGGUCAUGCCUUGUUGAAUCAUGCCUACUGUGUUCAGCAGGAAUAUGAAAGGACGACCAAUUUUUCUUUAAAUUUGGCUGCAGAACAAGAAAAAGCUGUCACAGAAAAAUGGUUGCCUGAACUCAAGACUGGUGUUUUGAAUGCUCAACAGAGUUUGGAAGAUUGCAAAUAUGUCAGGGGAUUGCUUGAUGAGUGGUGGGAGCAACCAGCAUCGACCGUUGUUGACUGGGUGACGGUGGAUGGGCAAAAUGUUGCUGCAUGGCAUAAUCAUGUGAAGCAGCUUCUUGCAUUUUAUGAUAAGGAGCUACUAUUGUGAAUAUAAUUUUAAAGCACCUGCAGUAAAUUAAAUUUUUGGAAGUCCCAGAUUGUCUAAACAUUUCCCACUUUGUGAUCAACAUUGAAGACUAUAUUCUUUAGCCUCAAGGUGUUGUGCAUUAGCCAACCGAUACUUCAAGCAGUUACUUUGGGAUGGAAUAUACAGCAGCUGUCUUUAUCGAUAGACCAAGUUGUCAAGAACAAGAAAGAAACCUCUCCUCUACCUGUUGAUUUUUUUAUAGAUUCGCUCUCUCUUCAAAAGUGUGGUGUGUAUUAUAAGCCAUUUUAGGUUUUAGGUGGUGAGUUGGAAUGCUCUUUCUAAUUGCAUGUGAUUAAUGUUUUGAUUCCUCUGAUUGUAGAGCUCUGUAAAUUGAUUUAUUGUGUACCAGAUAGUUGAAGUUGAAGACAUAUUCAACUUCAUUUACUGCAUUCUGGUUUGAACUGUUGUACACAAUUAGUACCAUUUAGAAAACAUGAAGAAGUCUAGUUACAAGUAGACUUAUAUGGUACUUGUUAUAUGAUUUACGUGGUAUAUGAAAUUUCUAGUUUUACAAACAAAACAUUUCUUUGUAGAAGAGUUCUGAGUUCAUAAUUUAUAUUGCUAAUCAAAUUUAGCAAUCUUGUUGAAUUCUCUAUUUUCUCCAUGAUGUAAAGAGGUCAAAUAUCAAGUUUAAUGUAGGACCUUUGAAGCUGUUUUAGUCGAGAUAACAAAGAAAAUGAAAAACACUAAAUUUGGGCAUUAA
Messenger RNA from Trifolium pratense (red clover), 3344 nucleotides. Its product is annotated as AUGMIN subunit 5. Lineage: Eukaryota; Viridiplantae; Streptophyta; Magnoliopsida; Fabales; Fabaceae. Gene Ontology annotation, cellular component: spindle microtubule; HAUS complex. Gene Ontology annotation, biological process: spindle assembly. The coding region runs from base 257 to 2602 and encodes 781 amino acids. The transcript is spliced from 10 exons. The record is from RefSeq and is a predicted model, not a curated record.